UGAUUCAUUUUUGCAUAUGUGUUGAAGAUAUUUGUAUAUAUCAUGCUUUUAUUUUCUUUAUCAUAUUUAUGUUUUUAACAUUGUGCGUUCGUCGAAAUUGAAAUGUGUGCCAUGGCGUCGGCGUGCAUGGAAUUCAGUGCAUAAACAAAAGAAGACAUCAGAAACAGUGACCUAAGACGAAACGAAAAAACAAAAGAAACAUUUAACACGGAUUAAAACUAACUGAAUACAAUUUGUUUGAUGCCAUUUGUGAGCAUUUUUGUGCGCUAUGUGUGACUCUUGUGUUUUGUGUAUCGGAAUUUUGUAACUUUGGUGUCCGAGACCCACUGUCAACGCACAAAUAAAAUCUUUAAUAAUUCCAUAUUACAGCGCACCUACGCCAUAAAACGCAUCAUCAAUUCGUCAACGUUUUGUUGUACGUUUUUCUUUUUCAAAAGAAAAGAAAAUUAUGAAUAAUAUACUUUGCAACGACGUACAAUAGAUUAAUUAUCGCCUAUGAGUAUGUCAUAUUGUUGCCACAACUGCUGCCAGAUGUGCACAACAUUCCACUUAAAUUGAAGCAAUACUGAAAAUAGAUGCAUUUGAAACGAAAAUGUAACAAAAGAGCGACAACAAAGGCAUAUGAAAUGUAAAUGAUCGACAUCAUGACAUCAUUUUAUGAUAAACAUGAGACAUGAACGCAUCUACAAUAAUCGAAAUAAACGAAACGCAGACAAACUAUGAGACAGAGAUGACAGAGAGAGAGAGAGAACAAAAAAAGAAUACGAAACAUGUGUUGUUAGGUGUAAAGAAAGCAAUAAUACGACAAGUGGAUUACGCUAUGUCGACGGCAAAUAAUAUGUGUUUAUUAAACUAUUUACACCCAUUCGCAAAUAAUGUUGACUAAUUCAAGUGCUCACACAUAAAGAUCGUAAAUCACAAGUGAAAUUUAGUGAACUUGAUGUGGUGGUUUCUUUUUUCAUUUAUCAGGGUGAAGUAUAUAAAUGCGACUUCAUAUGAUCAAAAGCGAAACGAAAUUUCGACGUCAAUGGAAUAGACCUCGUACGCGCCUAUUUAUAUGUGUAUGUGUAAUGUGUAUUAACGAGAAAAAAAAAUGACAUUGCGUGCACUGGGUGUAAUUGACACAGACGCAUCGCUGUGUAUCGUUUCCCGUGUUUAUAUAGUUGACGAAAUAAUAAACAGCCACAACGAACAACAAAAAAAAGAAGAGCUAACAAGUUACAGUUAGACGUGACUGAAAGAAUAAAAAAGGCGGUCAUAAAACACCUCGAAUACAUGCAUCGACGAAAUUGAGUGCCGUGUGUCUAUACAAAAUAACGGAUAAUAUUGUGUGGAUGUGUUUUCUCUCUCACUCUGUCUAUCGCACGUACUCUGUUUCACAUUUCGGUUUCGUUCGGUGUUAUCUGAAUUUCGGAUAUUUGUAUAUUUCAUAAAUAUGAACGAAGUGAAGUGUAAGCACGAGUGUGAUAAGCCAAAUGAUGAAACAUUUUUGCUAUUAUCAACUUCGUUAAAUUCGAUAUCGUCAUCUCCAUUUGCCACACAAACAAGCAUUUUGUCGUGCGAACAAUCAAAUGUGAACAACCAAUACACAACCGCAACGCCACCAUCACCGACAUCAAACGCUAGCGACAGUCGAAACAAUAGACCGACGUGUAUUACCAACACAAUGCCACUAUCGAAAUCGACAAUCGUUCACACUUGCUGCUAUAAACAUCAUUGUCAGUUGAGCGCUUGUCACAUUAAUAAUGGUGAAUAUCAAGCCAGCACCAGCAAAAAGCUUUUGUUAUCCGUGCCAUUACAACGUAAAUUCAUCGGUGCGAUUGGCAUAGACGCACGAAAUAAUUGUAAGAUAUUGGAUUUAUUGACGAGUAGUGAUCAACGUUUAGUUAUAGCACAUUAUUCUUGUGUGGAAAAAUUUACGAAAAUGUAUACACCAAAUACGAUGUUAAAGGAUAAUAAUAACGGUCGACAAAAAAUGAAUAAAACUAGCGCGGAUCAAUUGAUCACAGCAAAAACCGAUGGCAAAGAAGAUGAUUUUUCGUGCUCAAGUGAUAUCGUGUGUGAUAAUAAUUUGACUGAAAGUCUAAAAAAUCAACGUUUUAUCAGCACCAGUCCAUUGUCGGAUGAGGGUUUGGCCAUUGCAAGUCCAUAUUGUUCAUCGGGCGAAGAAGAAGAUGUUAAAACACCUGUACACGAAAAGGUCGAACGUUCAUCAAGCUCUGAUUCGGCCAUCCAUUUGGAUGAUGAAAUUUUAGCUCGAAUGGCUGAUCUAUCGCCACGCAAUCAACAACGUCGAAUGACAUUAACGGUAACAGAUAUUCCACUUCGGCCAGCACUUUUACCCGUUGCUGAACCAACUAGUUUACCCGAUUCACCGUUGCCACCACAACAGCCAUUUGAUUUUAUACCAUCGUCCACAAAUCUAGCACCACUUGUGGUGCCAAGUAAAAUGAUACUUGAAGCACGUAUCGUGGAAAUUCCAACACCAACACCAACGUCACCAGCCCAAUUAAACGACAAUAAAACAUCAUCAUAUUUUGGACAAAUUUCAAGACGUGAAUCGUGCGUCAGCGAAGAUGAUAUGUCACAUGUACGAAUUGUACGAACACCUUCGGUCGUUGUUUCAGAUUACAGUGAAGAUGUGCUGUGUGGCAUUACACUUGAAGAAUUGGAAUUUUUCCGUCAACAAAGAAAAUCAUCACUCGGCGCAGCAUUAGAUUCGCCACGAUCAUCGGCCACUGAAGCUACCGAUUAUUUAUCGGACUUGAGUGCAGCAUCAUCAUGCUCGAAUUUAAAUUAUUGCGGAUCAUCGAUCAGUUUACUUGAUGACAAUUAUUCACAAUCGCCAACGGAAACACCGGAACGCAAAUUUUCCAGUUGUUCAACCUGUUCCAUUGGCCAAGAAGAUAACGAAGAGGAAUCCAGCCAAUUUUCAAACAAUUUGAUCGACGCUCUGAAUCAACAGCAACAGCAGCGAAAGACAAAGGUAUGCAGAUGUAGUUUAUCUAAAGCUUCUAGUUAUUAUCCAUCACAAUCAAAUCGUAAUUCGGCGGAUCCAAAAAUUGAUUGAUUCUUUUAACACUUUUUAUUUUGAAUGGUACAACCAAACAAUUGUACAAACAUGAAUUUGCAAAAUAACCAAAAAAUAUCACAAUUCACAGAAAAAUAAUAUUUUUCAAAAAAUCGAUCGAAAUUUCGUUAAUUUUUCAAAAACAGAGAGAGAAAAAUAAAUAAAUAGUUAAUUCAUGUUGAUGAAAAUUCCAAACGAUCCGCUACAAAGAAAUAUAUAAAAAGUAUUAUGCAAAAAAAACGUAUUAAAUUUUAAAUUAUUAAAUUAUAUGAGACGGUGAUAAUUAUAUUGCCGUCACGUUAGUAGAAAAACGAAGAAGAAGAAAAAUCAUUAUUAUCAAAGGCAUUUAUUUAUUUCAACGGCUUUUGACAACCGUUUAUUUUACAUUAAGACAAUUCUUCUAUUAUUUUUGUGUUAGCUGUAGUACAACAAUUUCGAUGACGCACAUAUUCAAAUAUGUACAAUCCAGCUGUGUGUCUUUAAUUCCAAUUAAAUUGUUUAAAUUGAGUAAAUUUUCCUAUAAAAAGGACUUUUAUCGUGAUAUCAUGAGACAUGUAUAGGAAUUAUAAAACAAAAAAAAAAUUAAAAUAUUUCUAUUUUCGUCAUCAGAAUAGAAAAUAUGAAAACAUCUGCUGAAAUGUUUACACUAGAAGCUAACUAUAGAGAAAUAUAAAAUAAAAUAAAGUUAAAAAUUUACGUUGA
Contarinia nasturtii (swede midge) is the source of this 3772-nucleotide messenger RNA. RefSeq lists its product as uncharacterized. The coding region runs from base 1436 to 3070 and encodes 544 amino acids. The transcript has 2 exons. NCBI's taxonomy places the organism in Eukaryota, Metazoa, Arthropoda, Insecta, Diptera, Cecidomyiidae. The record is from RefSeq and is a predicted model, not a curated record.